Molecule: messenger RNA, 2979 nt
Organism: Syngnathus acus (greater pipefish)
Lineage: Eukaryota; Metazoa; Chordata; Actinopteri; Syngnathiformes; Syngnathidae
Gene: klhl32
Product: kelch-like family member 32
Exons: 11
Coding region: 295-2154 (619 amino acids)
Molecular function (GO): protein binding
Source: RefSeq, a predicted model, not a curated record
CGGAGUUUUGCUGUAACAUUUUAGGUGUUACACUGUCAGUCUGUCACUACACAAAUAAAGUGUUGUUGACAGACGCCUUUUUCACCAUCGUCGUGCUUCCUUCUUUUACCUGCAGAUGUGCUUCAAUAGCCGCGUGCUCGGACAAUUUCACUGUCAAAGAAGCAGUCGGACAAGGAUAGGAUACUGACAUAUGAGGCUGAUGUAUUUUGCUGGCGAGGAGACUUCAGUCCUCAGGAGAUAUAUAGCACCUCCACUCAGCCUCCAAAGAAGUCCCUUCACCCUGCAUCCAGGGGCAUGCCUCCUGAACGUAGCCUCAGCAGGGAGAUGCUGACAGGACAGAGACUCUGCCAAUCCAAAUCACAUCAGGACUCAGUCCUGUCUGCCCUCAACCAGCAGAGAAAAGAUGGUCUUCUUUGUGACGUCACUUUGGUGGCCGGGGAUCAAAAGUUCCAUGCUCACAAAGCCAUCCUGGCAGCAUGCAGUGAUUACUUCCGGGCUAUGUUCAGCUUGUGCAUGGUGGAGAGUGUGGCUGAUGAAGUGACUCUGCAAGGAGUGACCAGUGUUGGACUGAAACACGCCUUGGACUUUGCCUACACCGGACAGAUUGUGCUGGAACCAGCGGUGAUCCAGGAUGUGUUGUCUGCUGGCAGCCACCUUCAGCUGCUGGAGCUCCUAAGCAUCUGCUCCCACUACCUCAUCCAGGAAUUGAGCAGCGUCAACUACUUGGAGUUGUACCGUGUGGCCGACCUCUUCCACCUUCCUUCUUUGGAGGAGGCUGUGGUGGACUUUUUGGUGGGUCACCUGUCUGAGCUGAGCCAGACAAGGCAGGAGGAGGCCCUGCAGCUGCCGUUCCACCUUCUCAAGGAGGUCCUCAAGAGUGACCGUCUCACCUCGCUGAGUGAAGAAGAGAUAUGGAAGUUUGUCGUCAUGUGGUUGGAACAUGACUGUCGCUACCAGUACACCGCGGAUCUUCUGCAACAUGUCCGCUAUGGCCUGAUGGACGUCUCAACCUUGCACCACCUAGCCUGUAGCCAUCCCCUGGUGCAGUCCAGUUCCACUGUUGCUGCUUUGGUAGAUGAAGCCCUGGACUAUCAUCACAGCACCUUUUCACAGCCCCUUCACCAGUCAGCUCGCACCAGGCCUCGCUUCCAAUCCCUCACUCUCUAUAUAGCCGGGGGAAGAAAACGUGAGGUGUGCAGAGUCCGAGAGCUGCGUUAUUUCAAUCCGGCUGCACAGGAGCACGUGCGUGUGGCGGGAGCCUCCAAUUGGAGCGAGUUGGCACCAAUGCCCACCGGGCGCAGCCACCAUUGUGUGUCUGUAAUGGGGAACUUCCUCUUUGUUGUGGGCGGCGAGAUGGAGCACACCAGUGGGAGGACGUGUGCAGUUAGGACUGCUUGUCGAUAUGACCCCAGGGCAAACCGUUGGACUGAGAUCGCCUCCAUGAAGGCCUGCAGAGAACAUUUUGUACUGGGAGCUUUGGGUCAGUACCUGUAUGCAGUGGGUGGCAGGAACGAGCUGAGGCAGGUGCUUCCCUCAGUAGAGCGCUACUGUCCCAAGAAGAAUAAGUGGAUGUAUGUGCAACCCUUUGACCGAUCGCUUUCAUGCCACGCAGGCUGUGUGGCUGAAAACCUGCUCUGGGUCUCAGGUGGGGUGACAAACACAGCUCAAUACCAGAAUCGCCUGAUGGUAUACGAGCCAGAACAGGACCAGUGGUUAGCACGCAGUCCAAUGUUGCAGAGGCGCGUCUACCACGUGAUGGCAGCGGUGAGAAGGAAGCUUUACGUGCUCGGAGGGAAUGACCUGGACUACAAUAACGACCGGGUUCUGGUUCGCCACAUCGAUUCAUACAGCCUGGAUGUGGACCAGUGGACGCGCUGCUCCUUCAGCCUCCUCACAGGUCAGAAUGAGUCUGGAGUGGCGGUCCAUGAUGAUAGGAUCUAUGUGGUUGGAGGGUACUCCAUUUGGACCAAUGAGCCUCUGGCAUGUAUUCAGGUGCUUGAUCUGAGUCGAGAGGGAAAAGAGGAGGUUUUCUACGGGCCAACGUUGCCAUUCGCCUCAAAUGGAAUAGCAACUUGUUUCUUACCUGCUCCAUAUUUCACAUGCCCCAACCUUCAGACACUCCAAGUACCCCAUCACAGGAUUGGUACGCUUUAAACCAUUCGUGAAUUGUAUGUCAAGAUGCAAACAGAACUGAGGAACAGUAAUAUAUUUGACAGUCAGUAUUUGCAAAUGUGAAUUGAAAAUAAAGUUAAUGAUAGUACUCUUGCACAUAAGAUCAACUCUCCUGACAAGACUUGCUGCUGUUCUAUGCGAAACCUGUUUCCUUGAAAUGCAAACCAGCCAUCCAAGUGUCAAAAAAGAAAGGAAAAACAAACAAAAGGCAUAAACUAGUAUUAUGCAGGGACUAAAUGCAAACCCUGGUACAUAAAUAUUUCAACCUAUACUUAAUUAUUCACUAUGUCAAUAGCAGCCAGAUCUUUUUUUAAAUUUUUUUUUUAUAUACGUUGAAUAAAUACCAUGCUAACAACCUUCUGGAAUGUCAGAGAUUCAUAACAUGUUUAAGACUUAUCGUUCAACAAUAUAUUUGCUUAGUAUUCUCAACGCACAGAUAACAAUUUACCAUGUUGAUUUUCAAAGCAGUAGGCUGUUUGAACCAAAAAUCAUUCAUUGUGGUGCUGCAGUUCCCUUGUCGGUCCCCGUCCAAGUGAAUACAGUACUGUAUGUAUAUUGACUUUUCAAAUAUAAAUAGAAAUGACUUGUAAAUGUGAUUUUUGUAUUAUUGUUCUAGCUGGAAGCUCUGUAGAAAAUGAGGGAUUAGUCUGCCUGAUCAUUGAGCAGCAAUAGAUAAGUGAACAGUAAAUUGAAGCAAUGCAUGAACUCUAUAAACACCACUGAGAGUGAAGUGUGAAGUACUUCAGCAGAAUCUCCCUGAUGUGCGAAGAAAAGAAAAGUAGUGAAGUGAAGCUGGAAAAUGACCCA